AUGAACCUCGACAAGCCCCUCGACGCUCUGAUCGCUGAGAAGCCCAAGAAGGGCGGCGCACGCGGUGGCCGAGGCCGUCGUGGCACCAGCCGUCCUGGCGGCGCCAAGGCGGCGGCGCUCGGCAACCGCGCCCAAAACGCCGCCGUCGUCGCCGCUUCGAACCGCAACAAGCCCCCGGUCGUCAUCCCCGGCCGCGGCAACAACGCCGGCAGCAAGAUCAUCCUUAGCAACCUGCCGCUCGACGUCACCGAGGCCCAGGUCAAGGAGCUGUUCGCCACCACCAUCGGCCCGCUCAGGAAGCUUGCGCUCAACUACCGUGCCAACGGAACCUCGACUGGCGUGUGCACCGUCGAGUUCCAGCGCGCCGAGGACGCCAACCGCGCCUACACCCAGUACAACAACCGACUGAUUGACGGCAAGAAGCCGCUCAAGGUCGAGGUGGUUGUCGACCCGGCUCGCAUCGCCGCGCCCACCGUCGCUUCGGCGACUGUCGCGGCUGCCGGUGGCAAGGCCGCUGCUGGCCGUGCCAAGACUGCUACCCGUGGCCGUGGCCGUGGCGGCAGCUCGACCCGCGGUGGCGGUGCCAAGCGCGAGGCUCGUCCCAAGAAGACGAUCGAGGACCUCGACGCCGAGAUGGAGGACUACAACAAGCAAGCCUCGAGCGAGACGGCGCCGGCCGCUUAG
Pseudozyma flocculosa PF-1 is the source of this 684-nucleotide messenger RNA. RefSeq lists its product as uncharacterized. Gene Ontology annotation, cellular component: nucleus. Bases 1 to 684 code for a protein of 227 amino acids. Lineage: Eukaryota; Fungi; Basidiomycota; Ustilaginomycetes; Ustilaginales; Ustilaginaceae. Gene Ontology annotation, biological process: mRNA export from nucleus. Gene Ontology annotation, molecular function: mRNA binding. The transcript has 4 exons. The record is from RefSeq and is a predicted model, not a curated record.